AUGGCCGACGCCGCCACAACAGCCACCAAUGGUGGUGAUCCAACGACAAAGCCAUCAUUUCGAUGUCCAGAAACGUGCAACUACGAUACACCUGAAAUGCCAACGUUUGAGGAAUUCUGUUCAAGUGCCCCAAUCCGAACAACGCGAGCCUCCGAGCCUCCGGCGGGUACGCAGCGGCAUCUACAUCCACAGCACGAGGAGCAACAAGUUCAACUACAGCAGGAAAAACCGCCGGUUCUCGUACAGCAACUAGAACAACAACAGAAACAGCAACGACAAGCAGAACUACAACAACAGCAACAACCACAACGGGAUCAGGAGCGACGGCCGCAACAAACGCCGCAUCAACAGCAGCAGCAAAAACCCCCCGAUCCACAACAACGAAGACAACAAUCGCUGCAGCACACGCAGCUGCGGCCGCAGCAACAAAAACAGCCACCUGCCCCGCCGCAACAAGUGCACAACCUGCAGCAGCAGCAACUACAGCAGCCGUCGAAGCAUGAAGCCAAUUCGGGGAAAGGCACAGAAGUCAAAUUACCUGUCGAGCAGAAGAGUGAAGGCUACCUUAAGGAGUUCGAAGAGCUCACAAGAAAACCGCCGCGACUACGUGCUGGCGAAGAGCCCGAUGGUUUACCUCUAGCGACCACGUUUUGUAAUGCGUCUCUCGAGGAACGUCGGAAUAUUUGGGACCGUUUGUGGGAGUUGGAUAAGAAAGCGUGCGAAACCGUGUGUCAAAUGGAAAAGUUAUUCGAUAGGUUCGAUUGUAAUCUAAGGUACUCAGUGCGUUGGAGCUGCAAACAUUGCCUGGAUUCGUAUCGUGAAUGGACGUGUGCGAUGCGAUUACCCAUAUUUCACCCGAUGACAGGGGCACUUUGGAAACCCUGCAGGAGUAUAUGCACUGAUGUGGAAGAAAGAUGUCCUCACUUCCAUCCGAUCCAGGGCGAAGCAUAUGCCGGAGAGCCACUGUUCUAUUGCAUCGACCCGAAUAUCGCUGAACCUGAGAACAAGUCGCUCUUCGCUUCAAGCGAUAGGUGCUAUAUGGCGUGUUGGCUGAAGGAGAAUCCCAAGGCCAGGCUGCCUGAAAUUUUCACCAAUAGCGACAUGGCCACCCUCAUUAGUCCAACAAACAGAGAUGAAACCACUCAGGCGUCGAUCAAGGUCGAUCUCAACACAGUCGGCCGGAACGAAAAUCAGAGAGACGAGCUGCUGGAAACGACGCCCGCUCCACUCCCGGUGGAUGUUAUAGUCUCAGACACCAACACGGAAUCAGUGGACGGAGAUAACACAACAGACCGUGAUUCCCAAGGCUGUCCGGCAAUAGACUGGCUACAGGAAGAUCCGUCUCUGAAAAGCAUUUCGACGGAGAAUCGUGUCGGUCAGUCUCUGACUUCUGCUGCGAUCAGCUUUCGACGAGCUCAUCAGCCGCGACUCUGGUCGAUGGUCUGGAUCGGCGUCGGUAGCCUCCUGUUGGGAAGGAGUUCGUCAUCAAAGCGCAGUCUCUUCUGCGUCUUCUGCGGUGUCGUCGGUGUCGUAUUUUUCUCGAGCAGCUUCUGCAGCUCGUCGGGUCGCUUUCAAGAGGCGGCCACGUAG
Galendromus occidentalis (western predatory mite) is the source of this 1590-nucleotide messenger RNA. RefSeq lists its product as uncharacterized. NCBI's taxonomy places the organism in Eukaryota, Metazoa, Arthropoda, Arachnida, Mesostigmata, Phytoseiidae. The record is from RefSeq and is a predicted model, not a curated record. The transcript is spliced from 7 exons. The coding region runs from base 1 to 1590 and encodes 529 amino acids.